AUGGUACACGACAAGCUAAUAUUGGAUGACAAAACCGAAGAGAUUGGGUUAGCGAAUUCUGCAAAAGAAGAAUCAGUAUCUAAUAUUAGUAAUGUUGUCGGUGAGAAUGUGGUUGAUGAGGAGAGCGAGAGUGAGGCUGAAAACUCCGAAAACGAUGACACCGAUGAUGAAAAUGAUGAUUAUUGGAUUAGCUGUGCGGGAAAGCUCAAGCAUCUGCUAUCCACUUUGGAGCAAAGAGGUAAUUUGACGUUAAACAUUCUAACACAACCAUGUACCCCAAAUAUCGAAGAGUUUGCGAUAUCUGCAAAUGAGUUUGCCAACGAGAUUAAAACCCAGUGUAAUGAUUUAGAAAAAUCUGCUGAACGACUUAAAGUCAAAAUUGACAGGCAAAAAGGAUCUGUACAACCUGGAGAAGCAGCAGCACUAAUAGAACACGACCCUGGAAAAAGAAAAAAAGAUUUGUCGGAUAGCCAACGCCGUUUUGUGAUAAACCUAGGUCCCUACCAGCCUCGCUUGACAGUUUAUCCAAGUAAUGCAUUCAUUGAAUCUGGUAAACAAAAUAAGUUUUCAAGCACCUGGUUCAAAGAUUUUCCACAUCUUGAAUAUAGCGUUCAAAAUGACGCAGCAUUUUGCUAUGUUUGUUCCUUAUUUCCAAACGGCGCUGGAAGACCCUCUUCAGAUGCUUCAUGGACUAUUAAUGGCGUUAGACAGUGGCACAAAAUGAAGAGUGUUGGAAAAGGAAAGAAGGGCAAGCUGAUACAGCAUUUCACCAGCCAAAGUCACAGAGAAGCAUUACGAGAUUUUGCAAGAUUCCCUAACCCACAUCAGAACGUUGAUGCACUUUUGGAUUUGUCUCGUCGUCAUGAAAUGAUUAAAGAAACUGACGACGCAAUGUUUAACACCAAAAUUAUGUUAAUAUUAUGUGAUGCUGCUCGCACCAUGGCUAUGCAGGACCUUGCAUUUCGUGGAAAUACUGACGAAUCCAGCAACUUUCAUGAGAUUGUGAGGUUAAUCAGUCGACAUUGCGGCAUUUUGAAAUACUGGCAGAACCAAACAAGGAUGCGACCAUACCAUGUUACCUAUAUGAGCAAAGACACCCAAAAUGAGUUGAUAAAGUUGCUAGGUGACGCAGUGAGGCAUCGUAUGGUGAAGGAGCUAGAGGAAGUCUCAGCGUUCUCAGUAAUGGCUGAUACUACCCCGGACACAAGCAAUAAAGAUCAGAUGGCAAUUGUUGUAAGAUACGUCGUCAAUGCCAAGCCGGUUGAGCGUUUACUGUGUCUGAGGAUUCUCAAAGACAAGUCCGGAGAAGGCCAUGCUGCAGAAAUUUUGAAAGCUCUCAAUGAGUGUAGUGUGGACCCACAAAAACUCGUCUUUCAAUCGUACGAUUUUGCGUCAUGUAUGUCUGGAAAGUAUAAAGGAUGCCAACGAGUGCUAAGUGAUAAAAUUCAAGAAGAUUUUCCACACAAAAAGGAAAUCCUUUACAUCCCAUGCCAGGCUCACAGGCUGAGUACAUAUGUAGAACGAAGCUCCAAAGCAAGCAGUCUUGUAUCAUCGAUGUUUGACAUAUUACAGUCAUUGUACACAUUCUUUUCUAGUAGCACCAAGCGAUCUGAAGCACUUGAAAAAGCACAAGUUGAAAUAGAAGGGGCCUUGAAGAUGCGAAAUCUUUCGCAAACUCGUUGGAUUGCUAGAUCUGAAUCUAUUGACAGUGUCUGGAUCUCUUUGACAGUAAUCGUCUCGCUGCUCGAGCAGAUAAUGGAUAGACAACUUGACUGUGACAAAAACACACAGGAUCAAGCCAAAGCAAUUUUGAAGAAAAUGAAAACAUUUGAUUUUGUUUUCAGCUUGGCUACUAUGAGAUUCAUAAUCGGCGCUGUAAGGUUCUGGUUGUGCAACUUCAGGAAGAGGAUAAUUACAGAUUGUAAAGAAAACUGGGGUAGCAUUUUGAAGAAAAUAAAGCCGUUCACUGUUUUGUUGCCUCCUUGGGAUAACUUAAGGGAAGAACAAGCAGAGGAUCUGGAGCAUUUGUUGUCGGGGAAAGUUUCAAGUGGCAGUCUUAUUGCAGAGCUUACUGUUUUGAGAGAGGACUUCCAAGAGAAAAAGUUGGUGAAGAGCAUGACAGUCCGUGAAAUUGCAAAGUUCGUAUAUAGUCGAAGGCACAUUUAUCCGGCAAGCAACACAGCAUAUACAUUCCUUCAAACAGCACCAAUUACUGUGGCUUCAAAUGAAAGAUCUUUUAGCAAACUAAAGUUGGUGAAGACUAAGCUGCGGAGCACAAUGCUCCAGGACCGCCUGGAAUCUCUGAUGCUGAUAUCAUGCGAGAAGGAUUUCUCUGAAAAUGUCAACUUGGAAGAUGUUGUCAAGAACUGGAUACACUUAAAAAACAGAAGAGUUCGAUUUGACACUACUUAA
Molecule: messenger RNA, 2412 nt
Organism: Rhopilema esculentum
Lineage: Eukaryota; Metazoa; Cnidaria; Scyphozoa; Rhizostomeae; Rhizostomatidae
Source: RefSeq, a predicted model, not a curated record